Trichobilharzia regenti is the source of this 1747-nucleotide messenger RNA. NCBI's taxonomy places the organism in Eukaryota, Metazoa, Platyhelminthes, Trematoda, Strigeidida, Schistosomatidae. The record is from the annotation of a GenBank genome assembly.
UCAGAGAACAAAACCACAUCAAAAUCAUCCACCUGAGCUACAAAUCUUCUCUAUAAUAUCUAAAUCUUACGAGCGGGAUACGCUUCUCUCUGUUCGAAAGUGGGAAGACUUCGCCAAAAGACAAGGAUCCACCAGAGAACAAUUAUUCUUUCUCCAUGAGUGUCUUCGUCAUUCAAUCCUACCAAACAGUGUAAGAUACAAACCACCAGUCAACUGCCCAAUGGGAUGGAAAUUGGCCGAACAAUGUGGAAGACGAAUGGUCAAAUUAAUGAUUACAGAUGCACAUUAUCGGAUCAAAAAAUAUCAACAAAUUAUAGAUAUCCAAAAAGCAAAAUUAGAGAAAACCCUCAACCAGGAACACCUGUCAACGCUGAUCACCGCAAUUACACUGUCAAGUGAAAAACACAGAGAACAAAGACGAAGAGUCCUCAAAACCAAGCUAGCCAAGAUUAGAAAACAACAACCAGACAAUACGCCCAUAGACUGCGUAGUCAACCUAUCAAAACAACCACUAUCAAAAAUGGAACAACAACUACUACAAAAAGGAUUAAACUACAACACCGGAGAUGCUUCAAAAACUGAUUUCUUCGCUGCCUUUGAAUCAUUACUCAAAUCAUCAAACUUGAACGAGGAAACACAGGAAGAGAUACGCCAAACAAUUGUACCAAUGGUCAAACAGAAAAGACAACACACACAACUCAGCGCUCAAGAACUAAAGGCCCUCAAAAAGCUGAAAAAUAGGAAGGACAUCGUCAUUUUACCAGCCGACAAAGGAAGAACAACAGUAGUCAUGGACAGAGAAGAAUAUACCAAGAAAGCUGAAGAACUACUCAAAGAUGAAGAUGUAUAUCAACAACUCCCAACAAAUCCCAUACAAACAUUGGAUAACCGCAUCCAAAGGACCUUAAACAAGCUCACCAAAACUGGACAGAUCACAAAACAAGACCAAUGGCGAAUGAAAUCCAAUGGACCAGUCCUACCCCGAUUCUACGGCAGACCAAAAAUACACAAGGCAAAUAUCCCAUUACGACCAAUUGUAUCACUCCCAGGAACUCCAACAUAUAAUUUAUCCAAAGAAUUAUACAGAAAACUAAAACACCUAACGGAAUCUUGCGAUCACUCCAUCAACUCUGCUAUCCAAUUCCUAGAGAAAAUCAGAGGCAUCCAAAUAGAUGAACAAGAAAUAAUGGUAUCAUUCGACGUGACAGCAUUAUAUACAUCCAUCGGACAAAACCUAGCAAAAGAAACCAUGGAGCAACUACUUAGCAACGACGAACAACUGCCACAACAAUCAAAAAUGCAACACACAAGCUGGAUGGAAUGCAUAAAUCUAUGCCUAACAACAUACUUCCAAUUCAACGGCCAAAUAUAGGAACAAGUCAAAGGAACACCCAUGGGAUCACCAAUAUCAGGUUUGAUUGCAGAAGCAGUGAUGCAAAGACUCGAAAAUAUAAUUCUACCAAAGAUCAAACCCAAGAUUUGGAUACGCUACGUCGACGACACAUUUGUAAUCAUCAAAAGAAACGAAUUAGAUAAAACUCACAACUUAAUAAACAACGUCUUCAACGACAUCAAAUUCACAAGAGAAGAGGAAUCCGAGAACAAAAUACCAUUUUUGGACGUCUUAGUCAGGCGAACAACUACAGGAGAAUUAGAAACUCAAGUUUAUAGGAAAUCAACUCACACAGACCAAAUACUGAAUUACAACAGCAACAACCCAAUAACACACAAAAGGAAUUGCAUACAA